Alexandromys fortis (reed vole) is the source of this 4536-nucleotide messenger RNA. RefSeq names its product solute carrier family 2 member 10 (gene Slc2a10). Gene Ontology annotation, molecular function: D-glucose transmembrane transporter activity; symporter activity. Lineage: Eukaryota; Metazoa; Chordata; Mammalia; Rodentia; Cricetidae. The coding region runs from base 223 to 1839 and encodes 538 amino acids. Gene Ontology annotation, biological process: circulatory system development; D-glucose transmembrane transport. The record is from RefSeq and is a predicted model, not a curated record. Gene Ontology annotation, cellular component: membrane. The transcript is spliced from 5 exons.
AGUGACAAUCCCUCCCAGGGAAACUUGAAGUAAGUUCCCUCGUUGGGCAGCCACGGAAUUGGCGGUCGCGGGGCGGUCCCAGACUACCCUCUGUCCCGCCCCCCAGACUCAGGCUGGCCAACGUGGCGGCGGUGGGAGGGCUCAGGCCAGGGAAAGUUCGUCGCCACUGCUAUAGCAGGCAUUAGACCGGGACGUGCGGGCAGCCUGCGCUGCUCGCUAGCUAUGGGCCAUCGCCCACCUGUCCUCCUGCUCUGUGCCUCUGUGUCUCUGCUGGGUGGCCUGACCUUUGGCUAUGAACUGGCUGUCAUAUCGGGUGCCCUGCUACCACUGCAGCUGGACUUCGGGUUGAGUUGCCUGGAACAGGAGCUCCUGGUGGGCAGUCUGCUCUUGGGUGCUCUCCUCGCUUCCCUGUUCGGAGGCUUCCUCAUUGACUGCUAUGGCCGGAAACGGACCAUCCUGGGGAGCAACGUGGUGCUGCUGGCUGGCAGCCUGAUUCUGGGUCUGGCCGGCUCCCUCUCCUGGCUACUCCUGGGCCGCUUGUCCGUCGGCUUUGCCAUCUCUCUGUCUUCCAUGGCUUGCUGUAUCUAUGUCUCAGAGCUGGUGGGACCGCGGCAGCGGGGUGUUCUGGUGUCUCUCUAUGAGGUGGGCAUCACUGUGGGCAUUCUGCUCUCUUAUGCCCUCAACUAUGUCCUGGCUGGCAUCCCUUGGGGCUGGAGGCACAUGUUUGGCUGGGCGGCUGCACCUGCCCUCCUGCAGUCGCUCGCCCUCCUUUUCCUUCCUGCUGGAGCACAGGGCACAGCGGUCCACCAAGACCUCAUCCCCCUCCAGGGAGGGGAGACCAGCAAACCAGGCCUGAGGAAGCCACGAUACGCCUUUCUGGAUCUCUUCAAGACCCGGGACAGCAUGCGGAGCCGGACCGUAGUGGGGCUGGGAUUGGUGCUAUUCCAGCAGCUAACAGGCCAGCCCAAUGUGCUGUAUUACGCUUCCACCAUCUUCCGCUCUGUAGGCUUCCAUGGAGGCUCCUCAGCUGUGCUGGCUUCUGUGGGGCUUGGUACUGUGAAGGUGGCUGCCACCCUGACUGCCACGGGGCUGGUGGACCGUGCGGGCCGUAGAGCCCUUCUACUUUCUGGAUGUGCUCUUAUGGCCUUGUCUGUCAGUGGCAUAGGCCUGGUCAGCUUUGCUGUGUCUCUGGACUCGGGCCCCGGUUGCCUGGCCAUAUCCAACGCCAGUCAGCAGACGGACCUGCCUCAAAGCUCCGGUCUGCUUAAGGGUUCAUCUCCAUCACCAGUGCUGCACACCAGUGAGGACCAAAGACAACCAAUCCUGCCAAUCGCUGAGAGAACCAAGCCCCAUCCAGUCACCACAGUGUCCCUGGGACCAGCUCUGAAUGCCGCCUCCCCAGCUCCCCCAGAUCCCAUCUUGAAGCACACCCUGCUAUGUUGGUCUGCACUAAUCUGCAUGAUGGUCUACGUGAGUGCCUUCUCCUUUGGAUUUGGACCAGUGACCUGGCUGGUCCUCAGUGAGAUUUACCCAGUGGAGAUUCGAGGGAGAGCCUUCGCCUUCUGCAGCAGCUUCAACUGGGCGGCCAAUCUCUUUAUCAGCCUCUCCUUCCUCGACCUCAUUGGUGCCAUUGGCUUGGCCUGGACCUUCCUGAUCUAUGGGCUGACUGCUGUCCUUGGGCUGGCCUUCAUCUACUUGCUUGUUCCUGAGACAAAAGGACAGUCACUGGCUGAGAUAGAGCAGCAAUUUCAGAUGAACAGGUUCCCUCUGCGCUUUGGCCACAGGCAGAACCCCAGCGGUAUCCAGUACCAUCGCCUGGAGGUCUCCUCAGCCUCCUGAGGGCCCCGUCUGCUUGGAAGGUCCUAGUACAUUGGUUUCUGCAGUUCCAGCUCUCAGCCUGCUGGGGCCUGGAACUCAUGAUCCAAGUUUCCUACCAUAGUGACCCCUGCCCUAGAGGGUGCCUCUUGCUGGGGUGAGAGAUGAACCCCCAACUCUUCAUUUUGGGUGUGAGAUUCCGAGGACUCUGGAAGGUCUAGCUGCAAGCGUCAGGGUUCCCAUGGAGUUGGCUUGUCCGAUUGUUUGUAGUAACGUUCUCUGUGGUCUCUUCACCAAGGGCUUCUCAGAUGACCCGGAUGGAAGUGUGCCCCCAAAGAGCCCUGAGCCAGCAGAGGCUGCAAGUCUCUGCCUUCCUUGUCCACUCGCCAGGAUCUUAGUGAUCAGGAGCCUCUGCUUUGGUCACUCCCUUCCUCCUGUCCAGGAUAUUUAUCAGACACUGGGACUCUGGCUGGGAAGAGGCUGUUGCUUUUAACCCUGGUCCCAGUUUUCCCCGUGUGUCCCAUAGAAGCCUGGACUAGGUGCUCCUAACUCUCAGACCAGGGACAGAAACGCUCAAUGAGGAUCCUGUCACGUGGCCCUGGGACAGAGUUUUUUUAGUAGGAAGUGUUCCUAGAUUUGAAAGUGUUCCUGGAAUGCAAGAGCUAGUCUCCAACACGUGACAAGUGCCAGGGAAGGGCGGGGGACUUUGAAGGAAGAAAGAAAGAAGGGCUUGGAAGGAUUCACUGGUGUUGGCUGUUAUUACUUCUACUUUGGGUGCUAUUGACUCCCCAAGCCUCAAUUUCUCCACCUGUUGAAUGGGCAGAGUUGUGCCCUUCGGGAUAUAUUAACUUACCCCAUCUCCCUCAGGAGGGUCUUCCAUGAGUCCUAGGGGCUUCUGCUCUCUGUGUUACGCAGGGCACCUCCUUUGGUGGUAUUGUAAGGGGUCAGUCAGCUGGAGUUCAGCAAGUGGUUGAGGUCAGAGGUCGCAUAAGGACAUAAAAAAGACAGAGUUGGUUGCUGAACACUGGGUAGCUGGCUUCACUGGCAGUGUAAACCACACCCUUCUGGUCUCCAAGCCUGGUCCAGUGACCUUGCUCUUUUUCUAGAUAUUUAAUUUAUAGUCAGUGGCGUGCUGGAUUCAACUUGUGCUGGCUCCUCAGAGCCGACUACCACACGGUCAAGAUUUCUGCAGACUGGUUGCUAAGCACUGCCAUUAUUUUUUAAAAAAAGUUUUAAUUUAUAAUAAAUGAUUAGUGUAAUUCUAAUAGCCAAUACUCAGACUUCAUUAUCUCCAGCCAGCUGCAGUGGCUCAUGCCUGUAAUCCCAGCAUUCAAAAGAGGCUGAAGUUAGAGGACUGAGCAUUCUAGGCCAGUCUGGCUUUAAACCUUGUCCAACUAAAUAAAUAGGUAAAUACACAAACCAAACCCGUGUUUCUCCCUCCUCCGGGCUGCCGGGUCAUCCUCACGUGUGUCUGAUGGAGACGGCAGAAGGUACCGCAUGUUUUACUGGUCCUACAUUCAAUGCCUUCACAGAAAAUACCAGGCUGUGUCUUUGCAUCCCAGAGGUGAGGGAACACUGCAGACCAGGACGUGGUCUGUGGUUUGUCUGAUUUUUCUGGAGGUGAGAACUGUGGGGUCAGGGAGUAAGGUGCCUCCUGCGUGUAGCCGGGAUAUUGAAAACAGCCCAGAAAACGGGGUGUGUGUGAAAAUCCUUCCACUCUGGUCAGUUCAGCAGACACUUGCUCGUGGCCUUGAUGGAGGGAGGGGUUCUGGUGUAUGUCUGACCUUUGGAGAUGCAUACCAUUCAUCAAUAGUUUUUAUAUCAGGAGAUUGAGGGCAGAAAUGGGCACAAGGGAUUAAUCAACCCUUUUGAUCACCAAGGAACAAAGGGCAUUUAUUAGCUAGCAACAAUUGGGCUACUUUGUUUUUGUGUCCUGACUUUAAGGGGUUCCUCAGCUGUGUGCCUUUCUAAAACUUUCCAUUGUCUUCUUGGGUUUUUCACCUCAAAGCUAUUAUCAAAACAUGUGAUCUAACCUGAUGCUAUCAUGAGGCUUUGUUUCAGCUGUGAUGCACUCUGAGCCCUGUGAGCCCAUCUCCCAGGUUAAAAGAGUGUAAGCAAGCUGGGCCACCGGGACUCAAUUGUUUUCCUUAACCAUUAACCCGAGCCACAGUCUAUGCAGCUCCUCAAUAGAAACCCAUGUGUUCUAGCUGUGGGAUUCUUCCUUGUUUAAUUUUUUUAUCAUCAGCAUUCUAUUUAAGCCCGGCAGUGGUGGCGCACGCUUUUAAUUCUAGCACUUGGGAGGCAGAGGCAGGCAGAUCUCUUUGAGUUUGAAGCCAGCCUAGUCUACAAAAGGAGUUCCAGGACAGGCACCAAAGUUACAUAGAGAAACCCUGUGUUGAAAAAGAAAAAAAGCUCUAUUUAAACCAACAUUAUUAUUAUCAAUUAAACAGUACAGCUUAGGAAGGAAUCAUUUUCAUAAUAAUCCACAGGUUAAAAUGCCCUGUAGAACAGGAUGUUUCCAUGAGAUAAACACCCUAUACUACAGGCAGUAACCUCAAGGCCAUAAGACCAGGAGUGUUGGGGGACAGGAGAGGUCUUAACUCCCUAUCUAGAGCCAUCUAGCUUGUACCUGGGUUCAAGUAACUCCUAUAAUGUUUCAUUUCUGUAAAAAAAAAAAAAGUUACUAAAUAAAAGAUCUUUUAAUGAUGCUUUAAAACAUUA